CACUGUGUGAACAUAAUUAAGUAACGGCACCUUUUCGAUCGGGACAUAAACAGCAAACACGAUUUAAGAAAAAAUAAUAAUACAGGACAGCCCUGAGUUUCUUUGGAUUGUUUAUCAUUAUUUUAAGUAGCUUCAGUAGGAUUCCUUCAAACCGGAACUUGUGAGAGUCCGGAUCACGUUUGGCAUCCGAACAAGAGGCAAUAACGGGCCGGUCUUUCGUCAGACACACGGCGGAGACUCAAAAGAGGAGAGAGGAGAAUCAUGGCGCUUAGGGGACAUCUGCUAAGACUUGCUCGAACCUGGUCGCUCGCAGGCGGUCAGCCAAGCCGAGCCCAGUCGGUGGCCGUGCUGGGGGCUCCCUUCUCACACGGACAGAAAAGAAGAGGCGUGGAACACGGGCCUAAAGUCAUCAGGGAUGCGGGGCUCAUCGAGCAGCUGUCUGGUUUGGAUUACGCCGUGCAUGACUUUGGCGAUCUCACUUUCCACUACCCGGAGGUGGAUGAGCCCUACAUGGACGUCAACUCCCCUCGCACAGUGGGCGCCGCCACAAAGAAGCUUUCGGGCGCAGUGAGCAGAGCGGUGGGCGCCGGUCAUACCCUGGUCAUGCUAGGAGGGGACCACAGCCUUGGCAUUGGAUCGGUGGCAGGCCACGCCCAACAGUGUCCUGACCUUUGUCUCAUCUGGAUUGACGCGCACGCCGAUGUGAACACGCCCGAGACUUCACCAUCGGGGAAUCUCCACGGUCAGCCGGUGGCCUUCCUGCUCAAAGAGCUGCAAGAUAAGGUGCUGGAUCUUCCGGGGUUUUCUUGGGUGAAGCCGGUUCUCUCCUGCAGGGACCUGGUGUAUAUUGGACUUCGGGAUGUGGACCCCGGCGAGUACCACAUCCUGAAGAACUUGGGGAUCCAGUACUUCACCAUGAGGGAUAUCGACAGACUCGGCAUCCAGAGGGUCACGGAAGUCGCUCUGGAUCACGUGCUGGCGAGAAAGCAAAGACCCGUUCACUUGAGCUUUGACAUCGACGCAUUCGACCCGUCUCUGGCUCCUGCUACGGGGACGCCGGUGAACGGAGGGUUGACCUACAGGGAGGGCAUCUACAUCGCAGAGGAAGUUCACAACACAGGUCUGCUGUCGGUCAUGGACCUGGUGGAGGUGAACCCCGGGGUGGGGGCGACACGGGCGGCCGUAGAGGCCACCGCCUCCCUGGCUGUCGACGUCAUCGCGUCAUCCCUGGGGCAGACGAGAGAAGGAGCUCACGGGGUCAUUGACGAGAUCCGCUCGACUAAAGAAGGCGACACGGAGCAGCUCUGCCUCUGAGUGCUCAGAGCAAAACAGCCACAGACUUCUUCCACGAACCCCAUAAGCAUUCCAAAGUGUAGCAUCCAAGACUACAAACAAAAACUGAAUCAAAUAGCUGAGGAAUUCUAUUUUUUUUUUUUUUAUCCACUUUUUAUUGUGCUGUAUUUCAUCGUGGAAAGUAUUUGUCAUCGUCUCAAAAGGUUUGCCAUGUAAAGCCUAGACAUUUUAGACGGCAAGGCGACUAAUUUAUUUUGCUAUUUUAUGUAUGAAGGCAUGGAUGCCUGCUAUUUAUUGAGUAGUUUACAAGUAAAGGGAGCUUGCCUCAAAAGUAUGAUUAGAAACAAACCAAAAGUGUAGACUUGUUAUAAUAAGGAAUUUGAGUACGCACUUUUGGACCAGCAGUGAUUGUUUUAUUUUUCAUCACAGAUGAAACCACUAAUGCUACGUAAAGACCGAAUGUGAACUAUGGCUUUGAGCGACGUAGUAAAUAUCGAUUGACAGCGACGUGAUGUGGAGGAAUGGGCAAAGGAGCAAACGUAGCAUACUACAUGCAUGCUGCAAAUUUUUUUUUUCUUCCACCACUCAAACUACUAAACUAACAGUGUUUAUGUUCUUGUAUUAAAGAGUUUAUUUUCUGGUCUUCCAUCUAA
This is a messenger RNA of Syngnathus typhle (broad-nosed pipefish), 1946 nucleotides long. It is a transcript of the gene arg2, whose product is annotated as arginase 2. Gene Ontology annotation, cellular component: mitochondrion; cytoplasm. Gene Ontology annotation, molecular function: manganese ion binding; arginase activity. Lineage: Eukaryota; Metazoa; Chordata; Actinopteri; Syngnathiformes; Syngnathidae. The record is from RefSeq and is a predicted model, not a curated record. The coding region runs from base 262 to 1314 and encodes 350 amino acids. The transcript is spliced from 8 exons.